This is a messenger RNA of Cygnus atratus (black swan), 3086 nucleotides long. RefSeq names its product ChaC glutathione specific gamma-glutamylcyclotransferase 2 (gene CHAC2). NCBI's taxonomy places the organism in Eukaryota, Metazoa, Chordata, Aves, Anseriformes, Anatidae. Gene Ontology annotation, biological process: glutathione catabolic process. Gene Ontology annotation, cellular component: cytoplasm. The record is from RefSeq and is a predicted model, not a curated record. Gene Ontology annotation, molecular function: gamma-glutamylcyclotransferase activity; glutathione specific gamma-glutamylcyclotransferase activity. The transcript has 3 exons. The coding region runs from base 58 to 612 and encodes 184 amino acids.
CGCGGCCGGCCCGGCCCGGCCCCGCCCGCAGUCGGGGCAGCGCGGCGGGCGGCGGCCAUGUGGGUGUUCGGCUACGGCUCCCUCAUCUGGAAGGUGGACUUCCCCUUCGAGGAGAAGAUGGUGGGGCGCAUCCGCGGCUACAGCCGCCGCUUCUGGCAGGGCAGCACCGACCACCGCGGCGUGCCGGGCAAGCCUGGAAGAGUUGUGACUCUGGUUGAAGACCCUGAGGGGUGUGUAUGGGGUGUUGCUUAUAGAUUGCCAGCUGGACAAGAAUGUGAAGUCAAGGCAUACCUAGAUUUCAGAGAGAAAGGAGGCUACAGGACUACAACUGUCAUUUUCUAUCCAAAAGACUCAUCAAUAAAACCAUUUGAUGUAUUACUGUACAUUGGAACUUGCGAUAACCCUAACUACCUUGGUCCCGCGCCUCUAGAAGAAAUUGCUGAACAGAUUAUUAACGCGGUUGGUCCCAGUGGAAGAAACACGGAAUACCUGUUUGAACUCGCUAACUCUAUGAGAAACCUCGUACCAGAAGACAUGGAUGAACAUCUCUUCUCCUUGGAGAAACUAGUAAAGGAACUAUUGGAAAAACAUCAAAGCAUAAAUUGCCUAUAGAAUAACUUAUUUCUUUUAAUGAUCUUGCUUCAUCUUCAGAGGAAUGGUUUCGUUGCACAAUGGCUAUAUGACUUGGAGGCAUGUUUCUCUGUACUAUGCUAUCUUAUUUAUUUUAAUAUUGCGUUCAAAAGAGUAGUUAGUCAUUAAAACAUACGGUUUUAAAAAUCAUACUUUUGGGAGUCUGUAGAAGGGGGAGCAGGGGAAGUGCUUCAGGUUUGAAUUUGGUAUAUUGUUUUCUUUUUAUCCAAGGAUUUCAUCUUUCUUUACAGAAAUCUCAAGAGAACCACUUAAGCCUCUCUAUUAUUUCAGGUUAAAAAAAAAUCUAUAUCUUUUAAGUAUUUUCAGAUGAACAUCUGCAUUCAGAUACAACUCCCAUUGAUUCAAGUGAUGUUUUUUUCAGAUUCAAGACCGGCAUGGAGCUCAGUGCAGCUAAAUAGAUGAAUGUUAAGUAGGUAUUGUAAACUGCAUAGUAAAUGCAUAGUAGGAAACUUGUAUCAGCAUUCAAGUUCAUUGAAAUUAAGUUGUUCCAUUGCAUUAGUGAUCUUACCCUGCAUGUUUGUCCUUAAGACAUAGAGGAUAAACUGUCAGUGUCACAAAAAUAGUCCUUUCCCUUGGCUCAUUGUGUCAAGCCCCUGAAAACCAAAGUGCCGGGGUACUCCGACACAAACAAGCAGUACCAUAUUAGUGCGUCAUUUUAUUUUUCAAGAUUAAAGAAUAAAACUAAAGUGUUAAAAUUAACUAAGAGUAUGACUUGAAGCCACGAUGCAGCAAGAACGUUCAGAAACUCUCAGCUUUGUUAUUUGCCUUUAGAUGCUGUUGUAACCCAAUUUUGUAGAAACUCACCAGUCUGUGAGGAUAGAUUUUGCGCCAGUGAUGUUCAACCAGUGUUUCAGGGAUUUGCAGACAAAAGGUCAUUAAGAAAGGAACCCUCUUUUCAGUCAACUGACGUGUUUUAUGGACUUCUAGCCAAAAAAGUUGGAAAGCCACUAGUUUAGGCUAAUAGCUUUACUUUAUGCAAAACGUAGGAUGGAGUUUCCGUCCGAACAAGGACUUGUCUUGCUUCUCAAAAUUUUAAGUUAUUUUUGUUAACUUUCAAUAAAGUGUAUUUUUUUAAUGUUAAUAUAAGAAAGGUCCUGUUUCAAGUACCAUGUAGCAUCUUAUUGUCUCAUGCAGGGAAUGUAUAUAUGUUCAGUAGGCGUUUGGAAGCCUAUAUUUUGCAUCAGUACUUGCAAAACCAGUAUGUUUCUACUGUACAGGCUGUCCAUUUUCCUUCUUUGCAUUUUCCUGUUUUAUAUUUGUAAUUCCUUGAAAAUACUAGGGUUAUCAGCAUAACAAGCUGCUGUUAUUUUUCUUGGCCACCUACAAAAGCCAAAAAGAACAUUAAUAAAUGUUAGUGGGAAACAUUUGAAAAAGGCACCGAGAUGAGUAGAUUGUAGGAUAUUAAAUUCAAACCUAAAUUCCAGAUAAUAAGAUUACUUAAAAUAUUUAGCCAAGAAAGCUGUUUUUGUUAAAUGCCAGAUUACAACUUUAGCAUGCUUCUGGCAUCACUCAAGCAUACAUUCAUUGAGGAAAGAAAAAAACAGUUUACUAGUUUUUAGAAGCUACUGUUUAGUGGUUGAAUGCCGCUCUUAAAAGAGUGUGUAAUAGGGUCUCACUUGAUGGACUACUAUAACUUGCAGAAGCAAAUCCUCUGAUGAUAUUAGCAAAAUAAUCCCACGUACUGAGGCCCCAUUAUUCCAUUAGUACAUGAGUUACUUGCAAACUGAUGGAAUAAAUAUCCUUCAGAGGUCUUGAUUCUCCACUGCACUGUGCUGGUUUAAGAUCGAUACAACUGAGUGGAAAAGCAACGUCAGCUAAUUCAGCUGUACAGCGGGACAGAAGCCUGAUGGGGACAUCCAGGUGUCUGUCCAUCACAACAGCCAUUAAGAUGCCUGAAGAUGGAAUUAAACAUUUGAGCAAGAGUGACUUCACACACCAAAGACUGACAGUGAUAGCCACAUCAGCACUGAGGAACAUGCAGUUACGCAAGCAUUAUUCCCCCUGACGUAGAGUCACUCACUCUUAAGUGUUGUGGGAUACUGAACUGUAACUGAAAAUGUUAUGUAUGAAUUAUUUCAAGAAUAUUUAUGUGUUCCUCCCGCAACAAAACCAGACAAAAAGAAGAACCAAACAGCACUUCUUUUCUUGUGCUUGCCUCAGAUAGAAGCAAGCUUUAGUGAAGUUAAAACACGUAAGAUGGCAUGUCGACUCUACGCAUUUUUUAAUUAUUUCCCCAAAGGCUUAUCUGUGUUCCUUAAAACAGGGCAGGGGUUGCAUACGCUCACUAAUGAUCCAAAAACAUCAGCGAUGAUUCUCUCUUUAAAACUAAGUUUAAGCACUGUGUUGGGGCAUUGUGAUUAUGUAUGGCUCUACAGUUUGUAUCUUUACUUAUAUUCAGGACAUCGUUGGUUCAUUUGCUUUCCAGAUUCAUAAAA